Molecule: messenger RNA, 784 nt
Organism: Stylophora pistillata
Lineage: Eukaryota; Metazoa; Cnidaria; Anthozoa; Scleractinia; Pocilloporidae
Source: RefSeq, a predicted model, not a curated record
AUGGCUGCGUGCGCCUAUCUAUUGUUUCCUAUUCAGCUUGAGCUAGUUCUAACCCCUGAGUUAAAUAACCUUAGUUGUUGGCUGAAAGCUAACAAGCUAAGUCUAAAUGUUGCUAAAACAGAGUUAAUAAUUAUUGGAUCAAGACAAAGACUAUCUGCCCAAUGUGACGACUUAGAAAUUAGAAUUGAUGACCAAAUUAUCAAGAGAGUCGGCAAGACCAAAUCUCUGGGUGUUAUCACAGCUGCUCAACUCACUUUGGGUAACCACGUUGAAGAGAUUUACAAGAAAGUCUCUUCAGGAAUAGGCGCCCUAAAACGUGUGCGGCCCUUUAUAUCCAAAGAAACUGCAAUUCAAAUUUAUGACGCUUUAAUUAUACCUCAUUUCGAUUCCAGCAGCCCCGUCUGGGACUGUUUGAGUGGUUACUUGAAUGAUAAGCUCCAAAAAUUACAGAAUCGUGCAGCCAGAAUUAUUACUAAAUCACCCUUUGAUACGAACUCAAACCACCUUCUCUCCACCCUCGACUGGGAGAGGCUAUCUCUUCGACGAAAGAAACAAAAAGCCUUAAUGAUGUAUGAAACCAUGAACAACCUUGCUCCCGAAUAUCUACAAAGUCUUUUCUAUCAGCGUCACUCUCCUUACAACGUAAGAAACUCUGAGGGAAGGCUGACCCUGUCUAAACCAAAAACCAAUGAUUUAAAACCUGGUUACUCUUACAGCGGGGCCAUAUUAUGGAAUAAAUUGCCCAAAAACUUAAAAAAAUGCUUCAUCCGUUGAGCAUUUUAGG